Molecule: messenger RNA, 1812 nt
Organism: Strigops habroptila (Kakapo)
Lineage: Eukaryota; Metazoa; Chordata; Aves; Psittaciformes; Psittacidae
Gene: CNTFR
Product: ciliary neurotrophic factor receptor
Exons: 5
Coding region: 1-576 (191 amino acids)
Biological process (GO): cytokine-mediated signaling pathway
Cellular component (GO): membrane; CNTFR-CLCF1 complex; external side of plasma membrane
Molecular function (GO): cytokine binding; ciliary neurotrophic factor receptor activity
Source: RefSeq, a predicted model, not a curated record
AUGGUUCUGCAAGCACACAUUGCAAAUUCCAGUCAGGGUGUUAGAAAGGAUGCCAUCUACAAAGCUUUGCCUUCUUCUCUUCCAGUAAAGCCGGACCCUCCAGAGAGCGUGGUGGCCAAACCUGUGCCCAAUAACCCUCGCAGGCUGGAGGUGUCAUGGCAAAACCCCUCGUCCUGGCCAGACCCUGAGUCUUUCCCACUCAAGUUCUUCUUGCGGUAUCGACCCCUCAUCCUGGACCAGUGGCAACAUGUUGAGCUGUCGGAUGGGACAUCGCACACCAUCACGGAUGCCUAUGCUGGCAAGGAGUACAUCAUCCAAGUGGCAGCCAAAGACAAUGACAUCGGCACAUGGAGCGACUGGAGCGUGGCUGUCCAUGCCACCCCCUGGACGGAGGAGCCCAAGCACCUCACCACGGAGGCGCAGAUCACAGAGACAACAAGCGCUAGCACCUCCUCUUUCAUGCCACCCCCCACCACCAAGAUCUGUGACAAGGGGGCCGUGGUGGGCAGCGGGGCCGUGGCAGUGUGUUGGACAGCUGGACUGGUCUUGGCUGCCUAUGGCAUCCUCUUUAUUUAAUCCUCAUCUGUCCGUCCAUCGCAUCCCAGCGCAGAAGACGCCUUCCCACCACCCACCGCCGCUGCCACCCCUUGCCUCGCUACCCCAUUCCCCGGGUUAAGUCUCUUUAUCUCUUCGAUUUUGCACACGUUGAGGAUGUAUCACACUUCUUGCCAUCGCUUCGGAUGAGGACAGAGCUGCUGCCGUCCCACGGGGAGUCACAAAAUCCUCUCCCAGCCCGGAGCGAGGAGACGCACUUGUCCCCCCCUCUAUCCCCAUGCCCCUUUUCCCAAGCAAGACAAAGCAAGCCCGGUCACCGUGCUGCAGCUGAGGACCCCGCUCAUACAGCUAACCCCCCCCACGCCAAAGACGUGCCCGCCACCCUGACACCCACCCAGGUGACAGGGAGCAUGACGGUGCACGGAGAAAAGGGGAUAUGAAAAUGGGGGGGGUGGUGAGGGGAAUGAUGCUCCCAGCUGUGGACCCCCCUAUGGAAGAAGAGGGUCCCCCCAAGGACCGGACUCGCUCCCCUGAGCUCGUGACCGCGUGGUGAAGCUGAAGGGGUGAAUGGGUUGGAGAGGGGUCUUGAUCUCCUCCGAGGGGAUGGAUGAUGGAGGGAAGAACUGGUGGCUUUCAAAAGUGUGGUUGGGAGCAGGGAGCUGGCAGGGUUUUAAUGGGAAAGAAAGGAGGAAAUUAAAUACCAAUAAAACCCCCCUGCCCCUUGCUGAGCGCCUGGAGCUGCCCCUCUGGCUCCCCCCCCUACCCAGCACCCUGCAGGAGCCUUCAUCACCCUCAAGCCCACAUCACCAACAAACUUUUAACCACAUUGGAUACAGGGAAUCGCCCUCGUUGACGUAUUUGUCUCACUCCCCAACAAAAGCAGCAUAGCUCUGCUGUUGCCUUUAGAGCUGGAGCCCUGCAGACCUGUCCCCCGCUGUCCCCUGCUGUCCCCAGCUGUCCCUGUGCCUGCUCUGCUCUCCAUCCUGCCCCAAGCCCUGUUUUGUAAAGACACCACCUCUUGCCCCUGCCUGGACCCAAGCGCAGUAUUUAAUACCGUACGUCCUAGUAUUCCCACUGUUGACAUGCUGUAUUUGAAUUUUUUAUAGAUGUAUAUAUAUAAAAAACAAAAAAAAAAAAUCAAAAAAAAAAAUAGAGGGGAUAAAAAUAAGCUCACACAGAGACAACGCACACAUGCGCACACACACAUGCACCAGGAGAGACCGUCUUCAUUAAAUGAUCAUUUCAUGAUGUGUAGCA